Molecule: messenger RNA, 5800 nt
Organism: Paramuricea clavata
Lineage: Eukaryota; Metazoa; Cnidaria; Anthozoa; Malacalcyonacea; Plexauridae
Source: the annotation of a GenBank genome assembly
AUGCAAUAACUGAUGAGUAUAUAUAUGAUAAUAAUCAACUUGAUAGCAGUGCUUAUGGUAGUAUGGAUGAAAUGGAUGAUAUGCCACAAGGUUUGUACAGUAGAUAUUGUACAGUAUCACAGAAUGUAUAGAUUAAGUUCUUUGUAUAGUGAUUGACUGAUUGUGCAACAAUCGGAAAUUACCGAUUAUUCAUGCAUGGCACAAUCUGCCAGUACCGAUGCCGAUUUUGUAAUGACGUCAUAAGAUCAGUCGACCGAUUAAGGUGACGUCUUUCGUGUCGAUUUUUAACGAUAAUUUCCAACGUAACAUGUUACUGCAACCAAAGAUUGUUAAAACCGUUAAUAAAUGGGAAGCGUGACGCAUUAAUUUAACAUAUUGCGUUAAAUCGCAACGUGUGUCAACGUGCAAUGCAUAUAAUUUUUGAAGUGUGCAUUUUCUCAACAAUCGGUUUUCGACAAUCGGAAAUAUAGAAAUAUAAAAUUCUAUCGAUUCCGAUUGUCUACCGAUAGGGCAAAAAUCGGCUCGAUACCGAUAACGAUUAUCGGUUAGUCACUAUCUUUGUACGCUUGCAUGGCAAGAAAUAUAACUUGUUUUGGUUUGUGAAAAACACGACGUAGAUUUAUUCUUGCAAUAAUAUAUGCAAUAAUAUACGUGGUGUUUUAAUAAUAUGUACACUACCAAUAUGCAAUAGAUGCAAUAUACUGUAAUAUACUUGCGUUAACAUAUCCGAUAAUAAUAUACUGUAUAUACUCCGAGCACCGUAGUACACCCUUCCGGCAAGCAGGUCACUUUGGCUAUCGAGCCUCGUUUUUGUGAUUGAGUCACAAACUAGUGUCACAUACACGAAAACGAGGCUUUGUGGCCAAAAUGUACUUCCUUUCCGAAAGGUGUACUGGGGGGACCUGUGGUGGUUUCCCUAUAGCCCGUAUAUAUAUAUAUAUAUAGAUUAACAAUUGCAUACGUAAUUGUAUUAUUGUAGAUAGGAAUGUGUUGGAGCUCAGGGGCCGGUUAUUCAAAAGCCAGUUAGGUUUAUCCUUCGCCGAGGUUAACAAAAAGCUUCAAAGCAAUCUCUUCAACAGCUUGGUUAUAAAGUUGGAGAUCUUUUUCCAGAAAUCAUGUCUGGAUGAAUAGAAAUCUUAUUUUCAAAAGUUUGAAACAAACGAACAGGCAGAAAUACACAAACCAACACAGGGGGUUAAAUUCUAACCAAGACUUAGCGCUAAUCCAACUUUGAACAACCGGCCCCAUGAGUAGGCCGUCGUGCAGUGGAUAUAGCUAAGAAACCGUGAAUACUAGUUAGCCCUAAAAAUUAGCCCUAAAACACUUUGAGGUGUCCUUCGUCAGGACAGUUAACGCCUCUCAGUGCGCAGCUCAGUAAACUAGAGCGACGUCGGUGGGGUAGUCAUCAGAGCAAGCGCCUUUCAUCUCGGAGUUCGUGGGUUCGAUUCUCGCUAUGGACUCAUGUGAAAAGAGUCAGUCAACGCUCUGCCGAAAGUCAUGGGUUUUCUCCGAGUGCUCCGGUUUCCUCCCACAGGGAAAGUUGACAGGGUGGGUUAGGAUAAACACAGUUAAGAAAGUAAUAUCUCAAUUGUCGUAAAGAUAAAAUAGUCUAGGCUAAGCAUGUAAUUAGGUAAGCGUAAUACUUGAUGUAAAGCGAAUUUGAUCAUAUUAUCCACAUGUAAAUUUACGCUAUAGAAAUACUAAAUUAAAUCGUAAAUUAAUGCUAAUCGUAAACACAUGGGUGAACUGUUACAAUGAAAAUAUUCCGUAAUUCUCAAAUGUAACUUGGCAAGCGAGCACCGGAACCUGCAAAUGUGAAAAGCUUGAAAUCGGUGUCAAUGGAGUGAGUAGACUUGCUCCAAGUCUCUCUUUCAUUGUCAUAUAGUAUCGAUCCACUAUAGUGUACAUUACAUGACGUAGUACGGAGGGGCGGAGCGAGAAAGUGAGACUUGUCAACUUCGGAAAAUCUCGGUUCAAAACUGAACCGAAAAUGCAACGUUUUAAUUGUUUUCCUUCAAUUUCUUUCUCUAUUAUUUACUAUAAUGGAACUCGUGUUAUUUACACUGUGCUAGAUCAAUACAUAUAAACACUGACAGAAAACAAUUAAAGCAAGUCUUGCAUUUUCGGUUCAGUUUUGAACCGAGAUUUUCUGAAGUUGACAAGUCUCUCUUUCUCGCUCCGCCUCUCUGCGCUACGUCAUGUAAUGUACACUAUAGUGGAUCGAUACUAUACGACAAUGAAAGAGAGACUUGGAGCAAGUCUAUGGAGUGAGCGGUAUAGCUUUCCAUAACUUUGUUUUAUCAUAAAACUGCUGUACUGUAGUUCCAUGUCUGUACUUUCUCCAGAUCAAACAAGUUUUUUUCUCAUUCCCCUUAUAUAUAUGGAACCUUUUAAUACAUUCGGCAUACCUAUAAUAACGUACUAGGCAAAUAAUAUAUACUAACUAAACCUACGAAAUAUAAUAUUGAAUUUUUAUAAUAUUGAAUUUAGAAUGUUGAGCAAUCCAUCACUUAAUUAGUUCAAUUCAUGUAGAUGUAUUGUUCCACAUUCGCAUACAAUCCUCUAUUCUGUAGGUCCUAUAUUACGGCGCUCAGCAGUUGGUAAAGAUAAUACUACGAAAUCUAAUCCUCAACAAAGUACGUUCCAAUCAGACGAUAUAGAUGAAGAACCACAAGGUUUGUUUGAAAGAAUAUAUGGUUUUGUAUAAACGUAAUUAUGUAAAGCAUUGCAAAACUGAUUCUUCGGUAAAUUAUAUUUAAAUUUCAUUAGAGAAUUGCGGUGGUACAGUCCGGUCUCAUGGGUGAUCUUGUUUGACAAAAUUAAAUUACCAAGGUAGCUCGAUCAGGCUUUAAACUACUUGCAUUACGAGCUGGACACUCCAAUGUACGCAUGCGCAGAACGGACUGUACCGCAUCUUUGUCUCAGCACUACAGCAAUUAGUCCUUUACAUUCAUUGGCAAAUGGACUUCCUGUCGCGAAAUUACCGAUGCCGCGUGAAUAUUUUGACUCAAGUUCUUUAGAGGAUAAGACAGUCUAUCUGCCGCAAGUGCAAAUCACGACAAUGUUUAAAAUUAUUAUAUCAUUUAUAUGGAUAUGGGUGUUUUACUGGAAACUAAACUUUUCACUAGUGAAUUAUGAAAAAAAUAUGUAACGCGUGUGUUUCCUCGCGCGACCGUCGCGAGUUUUCCCGCUUUGUUUUGUUUUUAUCAACAAUGGCAGCCCGAGUUUUUUCUGAAGUUUUUGACAAUGACUUAAUACGAUUUUCGGAAGAAAACGGGAACGAUUUUACGUUUUUGAAUUUGUAAUUAUAGGCCUACACAAGUUUCAUGCGGUUUCCAAAUAAAGUCUGUUCUUAUUGAGUUUCUUUUCAUUUUUGUCCAUAAUGACUCCAUAUGAAAAGAACAUCACACGGAGGCUCGAAGAUAUGAAUAUUAUUUUCUCGUGUUAAAAACAAUAUUUUACUCACUCGCUGCGCUCAUUCGCAAAAUAUUGUUUUUACCACUCGAAAAUAAUAUUCAUAUUUUCUCGCCACCGUGUGAUAUCCUAUAUUUAUUUAUCACACUGCAAUUCCCUGUGUGAAGGGGAUGUCUGAAACGUACGCCAAGUACGUGACAAACCCCACGGACUUCCGUCAUCAUCCAGCGUAUUUGAUUACAAACCAAGUGUACAGUGCACUUGUUGUGUGAUAUAUUAUGCCGUACUAGUGAUGCACCGAUAUGGAAAUUCACCAAUAUUCCGAUAACCGAUAUUGAAGGACCGAUAUUUUGCCGUUACCAAUACCGAUAUUCUAUGUUAUUUCACAAAAUUCAAAGAUGACAUCAUGACAGUUCUACUUUAAUACUUAAUUCAAUUCGUUUGUUUCGAAAUACUGAAAAUAUCAAAUGAAAUGCUGCAAAUGCAUGCAACAAACUAGUAUAUUACAGUACUACGCCAGUGACUGUUUAUUUGUAAUAAAAAUAACUAUUGAACUGCAACUAUAAACAAUCAUUAAUAUUUAAUAACAGUUUGUAAUAUCUGUAAUAUCAACAACAAAAUUACCGAUACCCAUAUUUCUAUUUUAGUACCGAUAAGCCGAUACUGAUACACUGAUAUGGAUAUCGGUGCAUCACCAGGGGUUUAUCCAAGCAAUUUUGCUGACCCCCGUUUUAGAAAAGAAGAUUCAGUUUUUCUGACGCAGGAAUGUAGCAAAGGGGCAAAGUCCCUGAAAGAUUUUGCUACUUCCGCAUCUUAGACUAUGUUGCCGCUUAAUUCGUUGCUCGGAUGUAACCGCGUGGUUUGUGAUUGUAAACAUUGCGCGCGCAAUAUGCAUCGAUGUACUCAUAUUCGAGCGUAUUUUGGCUGCGGCUUUUUCACUCUUCCAGCUCAAGGUUGUGUAAAUUUUAGAUUUUAAUUCGAAAAAUUUACUUUCUAUUUGUAAUAUUAAAUUUUUUGUUAUUCUUCAAUCAUUCCAUUUUGUGCUGAUUUGAUCGAAAUAUUUAUCAGAAAUCCAAACAUGCAUGCCAUCUAAGCAUGGUGGGCACAAGACACAAAAUAUACGAUAGAGGUAGCUUUAUAACAUAAACAUGACGUUUUAUUUUGAAAAACAAAACAGCUCAAAUAACCCUGUUUCUUGGAAUUCCAAAAACUGAAGCGUGUGAAAAUGAUUUUUUGUUGUUUUUUCUUUUCGUUGGGGGAAAGAUUCAGUUUAAAAACUCAAUCCAAGAUUGAUUUUUGACCCAUGUCUCGCUGUUUUGCCUGUGUCAGGAUCAGUGAGCUCUAUACAUAUCAUCUGGAGCAAGAACUUCAGUCAUUUGGACCCAGUAUAUAUGGAGCUCACUGGUCAGGGAAACAUGAAUCUAUAACAAGAAGACAUGUUGAGCAACCGCCAGUGAUCCCAAACUCAAUAUGCGCAAGAUAAUGUGCAGACGGGUAUAAAUUGUCAAUUAUGUCUUCGUACUUCGUUCUCUUGCUCAACACUCUAAUGUCACAUGCAUGAAAACGAGGCUCUAUAGCCAAAGUGACGUAUUUAAUGAUAAUCUACUGUGAUUUCACGUUAAAUUUCUAUACAAAUCAAUGUAGCUCCUAUAUUACGGCGCUCAGCACUUAGUAAAGACAAUACCACGAAAUCUAAUCUUCAACAAACGUUCCAAUCAGAGGAUAUAGAUGAAGAACCACAAGGUUUGUUGAAAAGUCCACAUAUGCUUUGAUUUCCUGUAAAUCUAGACCAUUGCCAAAAAUACAUGUUGUAAAUGUUGUACAGUAUAGGCUAUAGUAGCUAGCUUUUUCAUACUUUUGGUUCUGUUGGUAAAGUACAGUAUACAUAUUAUGCAGUCUGCGUGAAGUAAAUGGUAUUUAGUAUUAAAGGAAGUGUGGGCAAAUAUAGGAAGCAGAUAAAUAUUUGGGUUUUAGAUCCCCAGAUAAUUUUAUACUGUAGAAAUUUUUUAGAAACGUUUUGCACACUUCCAUAGUAUGGAUAUUUUCCAGAAAGAAGCGUGGAAAUUUUCUAGAAAACCUAGAAAAUGUAUGGAAAUGGUUCAAAUUUUCCAGUGAUAUUCCUUUGUUAAACGCUUUUCUCAACUUCAGACAGGUGUAAAUGAUUUGGUGCCUAGAGCCCCCUACCCUCUCCAUUCCCAACUUUCAUGUGUAUAAUCAUGCAUUAACACAGUAGUGUUUUUAUGUAGGUCCCAUACUCCGAAGAUCAGCUCUUGGCAAAAACAGUCCUAAAAUUAGUCAGUCCGAUGAUAUGGAUGAUGAAAUGCAAGGUAACAAUUUUGUGCCAUAAUAGAAGAAGAGAUGCAUUAAUCCUUAGGAUGUCUUUCAA